This is a messenger RNA of Fonsecaea erecta, 1620 nucleotides long. RefSeq lists its product as hypothetical. The transcript has a single exon. The coding region runs from base 1 to 1620 and encodes 539 amino acids. Lineage: Eukaryota; Fungi; Ascomycota; Eurotiomycetes; Chaetothyriales; Herpotrichiellaceae. Gene Ontology annotation, molecular function: 3-hydroxyisobutyryl-CoA hydrolase activity. The record is from RefSeq and is a predicted model, not a curated record. Gene Ontology annotation, biological process: L-valine catabolic process. Gene Ontology annotation, cellular component: mitochondrion.
AUGAAAGCCUGCUGUGCGAGAUACGCGGCCUCUCUUGUCGCUCCCGGUACGAUUGCUAGAACAGCGGCCUUGGCCGCAAGGUCUAGAGCUCCAUUUUCUCCAUUGGCACUAGGUCGUCGAACGGUAGGCUAUGUCCUGUAUAAGAGUACGAAUUUUGAGCUCACGCCGCAGCAGAUGUCUUCCUCGACCAUCAAGUACGGCGCAAUGCCGAAAGAACUCCCCACAGACGACCCCGACGACGUCCUGUUCAACUCCCUCUACGGCGUGCGGACCAUAGAAUUGAACCGGCCCAAGAAGCUGAACUCACUCAACGGAUCAAUGGCUAGGAAAAUCCUCCCUCGUCUUCGGGAGUGGGAAAAGUCUCAAAUGGCCAAUGUCGUUCUGAUCAGCGGUGCUGGCCCGAAAGCCUUCUGCGCAGGAGGUGACGUUGCGGAACUUGCGAUGCAGAACAAACAGGGACCAGAAGGUCAAAAGAAGUCCUCGGACUACUUUGCUCUCGAAUACCAAUUGGACCAUCUGAUCGCGACAUACAGCAAGCCAUACAUUGCCAUCAUGGAUGGUAUCACGAUGGGUGGUGGUGUUGGUCUCUCAGUCCAUGCACCUUUCCGCAUUGCUACCGAAAAGACCGUCUUUGCCAUGCCUGAGACGACCAUUGGUUUCUUCCCGGACGUUGGUGGAAGUUUCUUUUUGCCGCGUCUGGAUGGCGAAAUUGGUACAUAUCUAUCCCUGACCUCCGAACGACUACAUGGCGUGCAGGCCUUCUACGCCGGCGUUGCGACGCACUACAUCGACAGUUCUGUGUUGGCACAAUUGACAACUCGUCUCUCCGAGCUCGUCUUCAAAGAUUACGCGGAUCUCAACGAACGGUUGGAGCUGAUCGAUUCCACCAUCUCUGAGUUUUCGAGCAGUCUGCCCUCCCCGGAUUCUUAUGAAGCUGCUAAGUAUGGCAACAUCACCGGCGCCUUGCGGGACGCUGUCGAUCGGGUUUUCAAGUAUAACACGAUAGAGGAGAUAUUGGCCGCCCUUCAGAAGGAAACCGAAUCGGCAGAUGAGAAGAUUGCCGAAUGGGCGAAAGCAACUCAAAAGACUAUCGCCAUCCGAUCACCCACCAGCCUGCGUGUCACCCUACGUCAACUCAGGGAAGGGAAACACUGGAACAUCUCCGAGACCUUCAUCAAAGAGCACAAGAUGGCCAGCAGAUUCAUGGCACACCCUGACUUUGUUGAGGGCGUCUCUGCCCGCCUGAUCAACAAACCGCCCACGAAGCCUGUGUGGAACCCUGCCAAAUUGGAGGAUGUCUCGACGGCAGAUGUGGACGAAUUCUUUGCCGCGCCUACCGAGCAGGAGGCUCUGAAGUUGGUCGAGCCUAGCCAAGGAGCGCUGGAUCAGCAUUACACAGACUAUCCGCACGCCAAAUUCGCGUUGCCACGGGAGUCGGAUAUUGAGGCUGUUGUGAAGGAUCUAGGCAAGGAAGGUUCAAAGAGAGUGAUUGAUGAGGUUUUGAGGCAGUGGAAAAACAAAGCCGGCGUGAAAGAGAAAGUCCAAGAUGUAAUCGCACGCAAGACUGUCUCUAGUGAUGGAAAUGAACUUCGGUGGAAGGGCGAAAGUGCCCGUUUAUAG